GCGCGCGCUCUGGGGCGCGCGCUCUGGGACCCGCGCGGCCUCCAGGGGAUAGAGCGGCAAGAGGCCCUCGGGGCAGGGGCGUACGCUCGGGGGGUCUCAUCCGAGGGGCCCGGAGCGGGCAAGCACUCGGCACCCGUGCGGCGGGCUGGGGAGGGGCGUGCGCGCUCGGGACUGCCCCACUGGUCACUCAGAGGGUGGGAGGGGGCGAGGGCCGGCGCGCGGGCCGGCGCGCACACGAACCUGAGCGGCUCGCCGGAUACGGGAGCGCGCUCCGCCUCCGCCCCCGCCCCUAUUGCCCGGAGGGUGGGAGUGGGCGGGGCACGCGCUCGGACCACGCGCUGCGCUGCGGGGUCUGGGGGCGGUUGGGGACCGCGAUGCGAUGUCCGGCCCUUUCACCCGCGCCAGCGCCGGGCGGCCCUGGGAGGCUCGGGCGCGCCAACCGUCCGCUCCGGGAGGCCGAGUCCCGGCAGUUAAUGGAGCUGGAUGCUGGUGAUCGCCGGUUUCGUCAAAGCAGCUCCCUCCGGGGACUUUGAUCAGGUGAAUGGGCCGCAAGAGAAAGCUCGGAGACCACUGGACAGGAAGAGUGCGGGGUCCAGUCCUCGUUAAGGAGGGGCAAAGAGUCGCCACUCUGGUCUCUCUGCCUUCAGUGGUCAGGGACCAGUGCCAGACUGGAUGUGGUGGGACAGUUGUCACUGAGCCGGUAUUGUGCUCCGGUCUGCAGUGUGGUUGGGAUUCCCAGAUUUCGUUGACAACCGCUCCGAUGGGAAUGGGACGGACGUCUGGCCGGCUGCGUACUGUGUGGGGAGCGCGCACCAUGCUGCUCUACCGCCUCGCGGCCUGGGGCCUGGCCGCCCUGCUCUGCGUGGAGGGUGCCGUCCUGCUCUACUCCCCGUCCGUGUCCAGGUGUGAGCGGGACCUGGAGCACGCUGUCCCCCACUAUGUCACCACGUACUUGCCGCUGCUGCUGGUCUUCGUGGCCAACCCCAUCCUGUUCUGGAAGACGGUGACCGCGGUGGCCUCUCUCCUAAAAGGAAGACAGGGCAUUUACACAGAGAACGAGCGGCGGAUGGGUGCCAUGAUCAAGAUCCGGUUUUUCAAAAUAAUGCUGGUUUUCUUCAUUUGUUGGCUGCCGAACGUCAUCAAUGAGAGCCUUCUCUUCUAUCUUGAAAUGCAAGCAGACAUCAACGGCAGCUCUUUGAAACCUGUCAGAAAUGCGGCCAAGACCACGUGGUUUAUUAUGGGGAUACUGAAUCCGGCCCAAGGGUUUCUCUUGUCCUUGGCCUUCUACGGCUGGACGGGCUGCAGCCUGGAGUUUCGGUCCCCCAGGAAGGCGAUCCAGUGGGAGUCCGUGGUGACAUCUGCUGGCGAGCGGACCUGCCUGUCCCCCGAGGGCUCCCACGUGCCCUGUGAGCAUCCGACCUGCAGGAAGGCAGCGGGGGUCGGCGGGCACACGUCGGACGAGGCGCUGAGCAUGCUGUCUGAAGGUUCCGAGGCCAGCACAGUUGAAAUCCACGUCGCCCGGGAGCCCCGCCACGAAAGGGAGGUUGACUCUGUUCCCCAGCCCCGGGGAGACCUGUGAGGGGUGCGACGGGUGUCUGGACGCCACGUCCUCGGCCUCCGUUUCUCGGUCUUCAGAAGCGCGUUCUGCCCCCAGAUCUGCUGCCCCCACCCCAUCAGGGUUUCCUCCCGAGGAGUGUCUGUGCGGCGAGGGUCCUCGAGCAGGGUCGGGAGCGGAGGGGGAGCGGCUUCUCCAGACUCCUAUGGCCCUUGGCUUUUCCGAGGGGGCCGCCGGCCGUGGGCGCGCAGAUCCGGGCCUUGCAGAACUCGAGUGAAUAAACGAGCGUCGCUGUGACCGA
Messenger RNA from Mustela erminea (ermine), 1856 nucleotides. RefSeq names its product G protein-coupled receptor 143 (gene GPR143). The transcript is spliced from 10 exons. Gene Ontology annotation, cellular component: plasma membrane; melanosome membrane. The coding region runs from base 542 to 1579 and encodes 345 amino acids. Gene Ontology annotation, molecular function: L-DOPA receptor activity; L-tyrosine binding; dopamine binding. NCBI's taxonomy places the organism in Eukaryota, Metazoa, Chordata, Mammalia, Carnivora, Mustelidae. Gene Ontology annotation, biological process: G protein-coupled receptor signaling pathway; regulation of calcium-mediated signaling; melanosome organization. The record is from RefSeq and is a predicted model, not a curated record.